Ochotona princeps (American pika) is the source of this 957-nucleotide messenger RNA. RefSeq names its product olfactory receptor 52H1-like. Gene Ontology annotation, biological process: G protein-coupled receptor signaling pathway. The transcript has a single exon. NCBI's taxonomy places the organism in Eukaryota, Metazoa, Chordata, Mammalia, Lagomorpha, Ochotonidae. Gene Ontology annotation, cellular component: membrane. The coding region runs from base 1 to 957 and encodes 318 amino acids. The record is from RefSeq and is a predicted model, not a curated record. Gene Ontology annotation, molecular function: olfactory receptor activity; G protein-coupled receptor activity.
AUGACCAUCAUGACCACAUUCAAUCUGAGUCAUCUGGAUCCAGGCACAUUCAUCCUCCUUGGGAUCCCAGGGUUGGAGAAGUUCCAUGUGUGGAUUGGGAUUCCCUUCUUUGUCAUCUACCUAAUGGGCAUUAUGGGCAACAGUGUCCUUCUCUACCUUAUUUCCACAGAGCGCAGCCUCCAUGAGCCCAUGUUCUUCUUCCUUUCCAUGCUGGCUGCUACAGAUCUCAUCCUGCCAAACUCCUGUGUACCCAAAACACUUAGCAUCUUCUGGCUGGGCCCCCAGGAAAUCAGCUUUGCUGGCUGUGUUACUCAGAUGUUUUUUCACCACUGUAGUUUUGCCAUGGAUUCUGCCAUCUUGCUGGCCAUGGCCUUUGAUCGCUAUGUUGCUAUAUGCUUUCCUCUUCGGUACAACACAAUUCUCACCCGUCAGUUUAUUAGUAAGAUUACAGUGGGCAUUAUCAGUAGGAGCUUUUGUAUCAUCUUCCCUUGUGUGUUCCUGUUAAAGCGCUUGCCUUUCUGCCGAAACUUUGUUGUCCCCCACACAUAUUGUGAGCACAUAGGCAUUGCUCGGCUAGCCUGUGCAGACAUCUCCAUCAAUAUCUGGUAUGGCUUUGCUGUGCCUAUAAUGACUGUCAUAUCAGACCUGAUCCUCAUUGGUGUCUCCUACAGUCUAAUCCUUCGUGCAGUCUUCAAUCUUCCAUCCCAGGAUGCUCGCCAGAAGGCUCUCAGCACAUGUGGUUCUCACAUUUGUGUCAUUCUUAUGUUCUUCACACCCGCCAUAUUCUCUGUCCUUGCCCACCGUUUUGGUAACAAUAUUCCUCGCUCCUUCCAUGUAUUGUUUGCGAACCUCUAUGUAACCAUCCCUUCUGCACUCAAUCCAAUCAUCUAUGGGGUAAAGACCAAAAAAAUUCAGGACAAAGUCAUCCUCCUCUUCUCCCGCAAAGGGAAGCAUUGA